UAUCUCUCGUUCCUGUCGCUGCUGCGAGGUCCAGCGGCUUUUCAAGAUGGCGGCUUUUAGGCGCGGGCUUUAGAGGAGAGGCGGCGUUGGUAGGGCUGCCUUUUAGUCCCUGGAAGGAAUGCGGCGGCGGCGGGGCUAAGAGCAUCCCUUCGAGAGGCGCUUCGGCGGGGGCUUUGCUCGUCGCCAGCCUCGCUUAAGGGUCCCGGCUUUGAAGGGCCUUUCUUGUGGGAUUCCCAUUGUAGUGAAGAUCAGUCAUCGGAAGUGUAAAAGAAACAAGCUGUCAAAAUGGGUCGAAGAUCCACAUCUUCCACCAAGAGUGGGAAGUUCAUGAAUCCCACGGACCAAGCUCGCAAGGAGGCCCGAAAGAGGGAGCUCAAGAAGAACAAGAAGCAACGCAUGAUGGUGCGAGCAGCAGUCCUAAAGAUGAAAGAUCCCAAACAAAUAAUUCGGGACAUGGAAAAACUUGAUGAAAUGGAGUUUAACCCAGUACAGCAACCACAGCUCAAUGAGAAGGUGUUGAAGGACAAGCGCAAAAAACUGCGUGAGACCUUUGAGCGUAUCCUGCGACUUUAUGAGAAGGAGAAUCCAGACAUCUAUAAGGAGUUGCGCAAGCUAGAAGUGGAAUAUGAGCAAAAGAGAUCUCAACUCAGCCAGUACUUUGAUGCUGUGAAGAAUGCUCAGCAUGUUGAAGUGGAGAGUAUCCCUCUGCCAGAUAUGCCUCAUGCCCCUUCCAAUAUCCUCAUUCAGGACAUCCCUCUACCAGGAGCCCAGCCUCCCUCUAUUCUAAAAAAGACAUCAGCCUAUGGACCUCCUGUCCGGCCUGUUACCAUCCUCCCACCCCCUGGGCAUGGUGUUCCUCGUUUACCUCCAGGUAGAAAGCCUCCUGGACCUCCACCAGGGCCGCCACCUCCUCAAGUCUUGCAGAUGUAUGGUCGCAAAGCAGGAUUCACCCUAGAGAUGGCCCCUCGGAGGAGAGAUGAGGAGGUAUCUUAUAGUCCAGAAACAGGGCCACGAGGGCAUGAUGAAGAGGCUUCCAGUACCAGUGAAGAUGAAGGGUACCCCGAAGACAUGGAUCAGGACAAGCAUGAUGACACUACUGAUGAUAGUGAUAGUGACAGAAGUGAUGCAGACAGUGAAGGGGAGGAGUUCAUGCAUCAUGAUGACAAUGCUGAAAGGGAGGGUGGUGAAGACAAGAAAUCAGGUCAUAGUGUACGGUUUGCUGACAUUCCUGGAAAAUCCCGGAAGAAGAAAAAGAACAUGAAGGAGCUUACUCCACUUCAAGCCAUGAUGUUACGGAUGGCUGGUCAGGAAAUUCCUGAGGGAGGCAAAGAGAUAGAAGAAUAUUCUGAAGAAGAGGAUGAUGAUGAUGAAGAGGACUCUGAUGCUGAAGAUACAUCACAGCAACAAAGCACAGAAGAGUCCCAUGCAGAGACUUCAUCAUCGACACCCUCUCAGACAGCCCAGCCACAGCAGCAGCCUCCACCUCAGCCUGUUCCUCCAACUCAGAUACAGGCACCUCCCAUGCCUGGGCCGCCUCCUCUUGGACCACCACCUGCACCACCGCUGAGGCCUCCAGGGCCACCUACUGGUCUUCCUCCUGGUCCACCUCCAGGAGCUCCUCCAUUCCUGAGGCCACCAGGAUUGCCUGGACUGCGUGGGCCUUUACCACGACUCUUGCCACCCGGACCUCCCCCUGGACGCCCACCUGGUCCUCCACCUGGUCCACCACCAGGUCUCCCACCUGGCCCUCCUCCAAGGGGCCCACCACCUCGUCUGCCACCUCCAGCUCCUCCAGGUAUCCCCCCUCCACGUCCAGGCAUGUUACGCCCUCCCCUGGUGCCUCCACCUGGAUUAUUCCCUCCAGCCCCUAUUCCGAACCCUGGGGUACUGAGUGCUCCCCCCAGCUUGAUCCAGCGUCCCAAGGCGGAUGACACCAGCGCAGCUACCAUUGAGAAGAAAGCCACUGCAACAAUCAGUGCCAAGCCCCAGAUCACCAACCCCAAGGCUGAGAUCACUCGUUUUGUGCCCACGGCUUUGCGGGUCCGCCGAGAAAACAAGGGGACUGCUGCUUCCACCCAAAGGAAACCUGAUGAUGAACCUUCUGUUCAGAUAACCAAGACAACACCUAAGGUUGGCUCUUCUGCCCCUGUUUCUGUGCAGACCAAGGAUGAUGUGUAUGAAGCCUUUAUGAAGGAAAUGGAGGGGUUACUGUGACAACCCAUUCCCAAUUAACAUUUGUAUCCUCUGUGAUGAGAUCAAACUAUACUGUGUUAGGGGUUCCAUGUUAUAGUGGCAUCCGUUUGAAGAGCUCCUUAUAUCAUGACAAGGAGUAGUCUCCCAUCCCAUUUAACUUGAGAUGGAAGUUGGAGAAAGGGGAAACAUUAUAGGGAGUGGAAAGAGACACAGUCACCUACCCACCCUUUUAUGAAAGUCUGUUAAGACUCAGUUGCAUCUGUGUUCCCUGGAAAAGCUGUUGUCUCCUAGAGUACUUUUUUAGUUGAUGCAAAGAAUAAAUUUGAGGAACCUGAACACACUGGUAAACUGUUUCCUGAACUUAUGGCUGAUCAUCCGGUUGUUCUGUUCUGUUUUUGUGGCUUUCUGUAAAUAUUUUGUAAUGCUGAUUUUUAGUUGGGGGUGAGAACUGGUUUACACACUGUCAUAGAGCUGAGUAGGCUAGUGUUUGCAUAUGUGGCAUGCAAACAUUUUUCACCCUACAUAUAUAUCCUGCAGUCACUUUGGUGGCUUUUUGUUGACAGGAGAAAUAUCAUUGACUUAUGAAUGAGAAUAAAUAUUUGAUGUAUUACAA
Molecule: messenger RNA, 2806 nt
Organism: Sceloporus undulatus (fence lizard)
Lineage: Eukaryota; Metazoa; Chordata; Lepidosauria; Squamata; Phrynosomatidae
Gene: WBP11
Product: WW domain binding protein 11
Exons: 12
Coding region: 286-2214 (642 amino acids)
Biological process (GO): mRNA cis splicing, via spliceosome
Cellular component (GO): spliceosomal complex
Source: RefSeq, a predicted model, not a curated record